UCACACAACCCUAGAAAGCUAAAGCAAAUUCAAUUUUUUUUAUAGAUCGCCGGAGAAUUGGAGCUCGGUUGCAGGAAAAAAUGGCGGAGGGCGGCGGGACAAAGCUAGUUGUGGAAGUAUUGAAUGCGCGGAACCUAAUGCCCAAGGAUGGGCAGGGAACGGCGAGCGCAUACGUGAUGGUGGACUUCGACGGACAACGCCGGCGAACAAAAACGAAGCACAGAGAUCUUCACCCGAUGUGGGAGGAGAAGCUUGAAUUCGUCGUUCAAGACCCCGAAUCUUUGGCUUCUCAGAACCUGGAACUCCACGUCUACCACGACAAGAAGAAUGCCCGCAGGAAUACUUUCCUCGGAAAGGUUAAGAUCUCUGGUUCCAGCUUCGUGAAACAGGGAGAUGACACGCUGACCUACUACCCGUUAGAAAAAAGGAGCGUUUUUUCGCAGGUUAAGGGUGAGAUUGGUUUAAAGAUCUACUACGUUGACGACGAUCCUCCACAGCCAGUGGAGAAGGAGGAGACGGCGGAGAAACCGCCCGAUGAGAAGGAUGUAGAAGAAUCUAAAGAAGAAGAGAAGCUUAAAACAGAACAGAAACCGCCUGAGGAGGACAAGGUGAAGCAGGAGGUGCAGGUGACAGUACUGCCAUCUCCGACGACGCAUUCGCAUCAUUCACGUUUCAAUGACCUCGAAAUCAAGCUUGCUGGCAGAGAGCGCGCCGCCGUUUCUUACGACCUAGUUGACCGUAUCCCCUACCUGUUCGUCCGCAUUUUAAAGGCAAACCACGCCAACAAGGAAGACGGCAAAGACGCUAAGGUCGAUCGAUUUGUUUUUGCUAAAAUCGUGAUCGGUAGUCAUUCAGUCAAGACAAGAACAGUAACAGUGAGGUUAAACUCGUCGGAAUGGGAUCAAGUUUUCGCCUUUCAUAAAGAGAGCCUCAAUUCCGCAUUUAUAGAAAUCUCCGUACACGAAGAGAGGAAAGACGGCGAUGCUAUCACUGAAGGCGCGAGUCUGGGCGCCGUUUCCUUCGACCUCUCAGAAAUUCCGAAGCGCUCGCCGCCGGACAGUCCCCUCGCACCGCAAUGGUACACUCUAGAAAGCUCCUCGCAGGAGUGUUCAGCAAACACAGACGUGAUGCUUGCCAUCUGGAUCGGCACACAGGCCGACGAAGCGUUCCCCGAAGCAUGGCAGUCCGAUUCCGGCGGUUUCCUCAUCCAUACCCGCUCAAAAGCUUAUCUAUCUCCCAAACUAUGGUACCUUCGUCUCACCGUCAUCCAAACCCAAGAUCUCCGUCUUCCCAUCAUCCCCGACUCAAAACCCCGCAACACUGAACUAUUCGUCGUUGCCCAGCUCGGUAGUCAGGUUUUCAAAACAGCUACAGUCCCCCUCUGCUCCUCCUCCUCAACUGCCAGCCCUGGCUGGCACCAAGACCUCAUCUUUAUCGCCACCGAACCCUUCGAUCCAUUCCUCACCAUCUCCGUCCAUGACGCUAUCGCCACUCAACCCGUCGGCAAUGCAAAACUACACCUUUCCACCAUCCACCGUCGCAUCGACGAACGCGUAGAACCACCGUCCCUCUGGCUCAACCUCUCCGGCGACAAAUCCCGCCCCUACGCCGGCCGCCUCCACGUUCGCGUCUGCCUUGAAGGCGGCUACCAUGUCCUCGACGAAGCCGCUCAUGCCUCCAGCGAUGUACGAGCCACAUCCAAGAAGCUCUCGAAGCCCCCGAUCGGCCUUCUCGAAGUCGGCGUUCGGGGAGCCUCCAACCUCGUCCCUGUAAAGCUGGCCAAAGACGGCGCCUCCGGUUCAACCGAUGCAUACGUCGUCCUGAAGUACGGCCCAAAGUGGGCGCGAACUCGCACCAUUCUCCAUCAAUUCAAUCCUCGCUGGAACGAACAGUACACAUGGGAUGUCUUCGACCCCUGCACUACCCUCACCAUCGCCGUCUUCGACAACUCUCGUGCUUCCGCCGCCGUUGCAAGUAAGCCGGCGAGAGAUUCCCUUAUCGGAAAACUCCGCGUUCGCCUCUCCACUCUCGAUACCAACCGCGUUUACAUCACCUCUUACCCGCUGACAUUGCUGACUCAACAUGGCGCGAAGAAAAUGGGCGAGCUUGAGCUCGCCAUUCGCUUCACCUGCAACUCCUGGUUCAGUUUGAUCCAAACCUACACAACUCCGAUGCUGCCACGUAUGCACUACGUGCGUCCUCUUAGUACGGCGGAGCAGGACGUGCUCCGGCAAAUUGCAGCGAAGGCGGUGGCGGGGCGGUUGGCGCGAUCGGAGCCACCGCUGGGGCCGGAGGUGGUGCACCACAUGCUUGACGCAGAGGCUUACAAGUGGAGCAUUCGCCGGAGCAAGGCUAACGCCGGCGGCCUCUCGCACGCUGCGGCGGCGGCGCAGUGGCUCCAGGAACUUCGCACCUGGACCCACCCGACGACCACGGUUCUGGUUUAUGCACUGGUUCUGGCGGCGGUGACCUGGCCGGGAAUGAUAAUCUCUGCGGCGCUGCUGUUGGUCAGCGCGGCGGUGGCAUGGAGGUACAGGAAACGAGCCGUCGGUUCGGGAGGAAUGGACACGUGGCUGUCGUGCGUGGAACGGGUGGGGAUUGAUGAGCUGGACGAGGAGUUUGAUGAGAUACCGAGUGGGAGGACGGCGGAGGUGAUACGGGAAAGGUACGAUGGGCUGCGGCGGGUGGCGGGGAGAGUGCAGGGGUUGCUCGGUGACUUGGCGGGGCAAGGGGAGAGGUUGGAGGGGUUGCUGACGUGGAGGGACGGGAUGUUUGUUGCGGGGUGUGUGGCGGCGGCGGUGAUGUUCUACGUUGUGCCGUUUAAGGUAGUGGUGUUGAGUUGGGUGUUUUAUUAUUUGCGGCAUCCGAGGUUUCGGGGAGACAUGCCGGCGGCGGGAGUUAAUUUUUUCCGGCGUCUGCCGUCGAUGGCGGAUCGGAUUCUUUGAGGGGAGGAGGGAAACUAUUUUGAUUUAAUUUAUUUUUUAAUGUUUUGUUUUUCGGAUAGUGUUUAAUGUAUUUUAG
Messenger RNA from Phalaenopsis equestris, 3021 nucleotides. Its product is annotated as protein QUIRKY. Lineage: Eukaryota; Viridiplantae; Streptophyta; Magnoliopsida; Asparagales; Orchidaceae. The record is from RefSeq and is a predicted model, not a curated record.